Messenger RNA from Acanthamoeba castellanii str. Neff, 1542 nucleotides. RefSeq lists its product as uncharacterized. The record is from RefSeq and is a predicted model, not a curated record. The transcript is spliced from 9 exons. The coding region runs from base 1 to 1542 and encodes 513 amino acids. Lineage: Eukaryota; Discosea; Longamoebia; Acanthamoebidae.
AUGUUGCGAGCACUCGCCACUGGAGCCGCAAUGAACGGAAUAGAAGACGAGGGAACGGGCCUCGCCGCCGCGACGGUCCUUAGCGGCAGCCAGCACCAGGCCUCGGCCAACGAUGUGGAGACCAUUUCCGCAGCACUCAUGACCAAGAUGGUGGUCAAGUUUCAGGCCUUGAAGUGGGUCGGCUCGGUUGAGGUCAAGGGCGUCUUCAGUUCGCCCGUCCUCAGCUCCUCUUUCUUCGUCCAGGGCCAGUUCGGCGGCAUCAUCGGGAGCUCGAGCGUGGAGGAGACGACCGUGCUGCAGCCCGACGAAAAGGAGCGGGCCAAGUGGUGGUCCAAGAAGCUCAAGGAGAAGCUCAAGUACAUGAAGCAGAAGAUCGAGAACAUCGCCUACGGCCUCAAGGACUUCCGCCUCACCGGCCGCCUCGGCGUCAUCUUCAACCUCCUCGCACCCACCAUUCUCACCGCGGGGAUCACGCUGGGGUUCGAGAUCAAGAUCGAGGUGCUGACGGAGAGCAUCAUCGGGUCGAUCACGACCGAGGAGUGGAGCCAGCGGAUGCGCGAGAAGGUCCAGCGCAAGCUGCAGAAGCAGAAGGCACGCCAGGGCUCGUGCGGCCUGCUCGAGAAGGUGGCCCCGUGCGUGGCCAAGCGGAUCGAGGACCGCAAGGAGCGCCGACUGCAGCGCAUCGGCAGCGAGAACGAACUUCUCACCGACGACGAGCUGCAGAAAGAGCGGGACGACAUCGCGAUCGAGAAGAUGAUGCUCUCGCUGCAGGCCACCAAGAUGAAGAUCGAUUCGCUCGGCUGGAUCGGCUUCGUCCGGGUGCAGAUCGACCUGGGCCUCCUCUCCGUCUACCUCCAAGUGAAUUUCUUCCGCGUGGCGACCCAGCUGGCGUUCGACGUGGAGUCGACGCUCGCCGCCAAGAAGGAGCUGGAGGAGAAGCGCGCCGAAGACCCCCAGAUCUCGGCCGGGAAGAGCUCGGCGGCCUCCAAGCCGGCCAUCAUCGGCACCUACCGCAGCGGCAGCGGCAGUUCGACCGACCUCGCGCCCCAGGAAGCGAAAAAGAACGAACACGAAGCCGCAGACGACAGCGAAGAAGAACGAAAGCGACGAGGAGGCGGUGAGUCAGGGCCGGUCGUGGCGAAGGAGGACAACGAGUGGGUCAAGGCCUGGAGCCGGAUCGUCGCGCUCGUGGACCUGCCCGACAAGAGCGAAGAGGACUCGACAACUGCAGAGCAGUCGAAGGCCGUACAGAAGGCCGACGGCAGCGGCGGUAGUGGAAUCGGGGCCGCGGGCAAGCGAGAGAGGGAGGGCCUGCGGGAGCGGGGCUUCAAGAAGGGCCUCGAGCUGGGCAUCAACAGCAUCAACAAGGUCUCCAAGGCCAACUUCAAGGGCAUCCACGCUGGCGCCAAGGUGGGCGCUUCGUUUUCGUUCACGGUGCUGGGCUUUGGCAUCCAGACGUCUCUCGAGGCCGAAGUCAUCUCCGUGAUAGCCCGGGCGAAGAAGAAGAAGAAGCAGAAGCAGAAGAUCGCCCUCACUGCCUGA